Daphnia carinata is the source of this 1723-nucleotide messenger RNA. RefSeq names its product dihydrolipoyl dehydrogenase, mitochondrial-like. Gene Ontology annotation, molecular function: flavin adenine dinucleotide binding; dihydrolipoyl dehydrogenase (NADH) activity. The record is from RefSeq and is a predicted model, not a curated record. Lineage: Eukaryota; Metazoa; Arthropoda; Branchiopoda; Diplostraca; Daphniidae. The coding region runs from base 91 to 1596 and encodes 501 amino acids. The transcript is spliced from 10 exons. Gene Ontology annotation, cellular component: mitochondrion; oxoglutarate dehydrogenase complex.
GUUGGCAUGUUCUCCUGCAGAUGGCUUUUGGCUUUCACAGCUGAAAGUUCUGAUCGGUGUGGAAAAUAAGAACAGGAGAAUAAAAUCAAAAUGCAGGUUAACAUCCUGAGUAAAUUGCCCCAAAAUCUCAAGGUCUCCUCAGCUGUCAGGAACCAAUUGGUCAAUUGCAGAUGGUACUCUGACAGUGCUGAAGCUGACCUUGUAGUCAUUGGCUCCGGUCCUGGAGGAUAUGUGGCAGCUAUCAAAGCUGCCCAGUUGGGAAUGAAAACAGUUUGUGUUGAAAAGAAUGCAACACUUGGGGGCACAUGCCUCAACGUAGGCUGUAUUCCUUCUAAAGCAUUGCUGAAUAAUUCUCAUUAUUAUCAUAUGGCCAAAGCAGAAUUCAAAAACAGAGGAAUAGAUGUAACUGGACUUUCACUGAACCUUCCACAAAUGAUGAAAGCCAAAGAAACAGCUGUAAAAUCUUUGACUGGUGGCAUUGCUCAUCUUUUCAAGAGCAAUAAAGUUACACAUAUCAGAGGACAUGGUAAAAUUACAGGUUCAAAUGAGGUUACUGCCCUAAAAGAAGAUGGAACCCAGGAAGUUGUUAAAACAAAGAACAUUUUAAUUGCUACUGGUUCCGAAGUGACACCUUUCCCCGGUAUCGAUAUCGAUGAAGAACAGAUUGUCUCGUCUACCGGUGCACUUUCAUUGAAAGCGGUACCUGAAAAAAUGAUUAUCAUCGGAGCUGGAGUCAUUGGUUUGGAAUUGGGAUCAGUGUGGUCUCGGCUGGGUGCCAAGGUAACGGCUGUUGAAUUUAUGAAUCAAAUUGGAGGUUUGGGCAUUGAUCAAGAAAUGGCCAAAUCUUUCCAAAGAAUUCUGACAAAACAACACAUGCAGUUUAAGUUGGGAACGAAAGUGCUAGGAGCGCAGAAAACCGGUGGUAAAAUCAUUGUCAAUGUGGAAAAUGUGAAAUCCGCUAAGCAAGAAGAGAUGGAGUGCGACGUUCUGUUGGUGUGCGUUGGUCGCCGACCAUUCACGAAGAAUCUAGGAUUGGAGGAAUUGUCUAUCGAACUCGAUCAACGAGGAAGAAUUCCAGUCAAUUCACGUUUCCAGACCGUUAUUCCCAACAUUUACGCUAUUGGUGACUGUAUCCUUGGCCCUAUGUUGGCUCACAAAGCUGAAGAUGAAGGCAUUAUCUGUGUAGAGGGUAUUGCGGGUGGAUCCGUUCACAUAGAUUAUAACUGCGUACCUUCCGUCAUCUACACGCAUCCAGAAGUUGCUUGGGUUGGAAAGUCAGAAGAAGACUUAAAGUCUAUGGGAGUGGAAUACAAAGUCGGCAAAUUCCCUUUUGCAGCCAACAGCCGCGCCAAAACGAACGAUGAUACGGAUGGCAUGGUCAAGAUUCUCGGUGACAAAACAACUGAUCGUCUUCUUGGAGCACACAUAAUUGGACCUGGUGCUGGCGAAAUGAUCAACGAAGCUGCGCUUGCUAUGGAAUAUGGCGCCUCAUGCGAAGACAUUGCCCGCGUUUGCCACGCCCAUCCGACCUGCUCGGAAGCGCUGAGAGAAGCCAGUCUUGCUGCCUUCUCCGGCAAAGCCAUUAAUUUCUCUUAAGCGAUAGUAUGCUUAAAUUUUUAAUUUAGAUGAUAAUAUGGAUUCUCCCCAUUCUUUAACUGCAGUCCUUGUAUAAGAUUGUAUGUGUGUAAAAAAGAAACAAGCCUAAAUAUAAGCGCCAGCCACA